Messenger RNA from Aspergillus steynii IBT 23096, 1029 nucleotides. RefSeq lists its product as uncharacterized. The coding region runs from base 1 to 1029 and encodes 342 amino acids. NCBI's taxonomy places the organism in Eukaryota, Fungi, Ascomycota, Eurotiomycetes, Eurotiales, Aspergillaceae. The record is from RefSeq and is a predicted model, not a curated record. The transcript has a single exon.
AUGGCACUCACAUACAGAUACAAGACCCUGCCAACUGGGUGUAUCUACUGUGAAAGGAGCACCAAUCUGCUAUUCUGCAACAAGUGCAAAGUCGCCGAGUUCUGCCGUGAACACAAGCAUAUGCAUCUCGAAGCUGAACAAGCCGGAAAAUGUAAAUUCAUAGGCUCGGCCUAUGGUUGGAUGGAGCAUUCCUUCAACCUGUACCAGGAGUUUCUAGCAAGUGAUGCUACUACACAGCCCAUGGCUACGAUUUCUCCACAAAUGGUGGAGUUUAGACGUGGUAUUUUUCAUGGAGCUUGCUACACCUUAGCUAGGUCAAUGCGUUUGGUCGUCACACGGAGAUCGAUUGAGUAUCAAGCCUUCUAUCUUGAUAUAGCGCGAGAUUCCAAGGGGUGGUGGACGGAUAUCGUCUUGCCGGCUAUGUACAUCCGACUCGGCAAAGACUCACGGGCAUGGGGGCUGAUUAGAGAGUGGACAAAUUACUACAUCAAGUGCAGGACGCCACCACAUCAGGUCCUCUACCUGCGAUCUUUGAACAACACAACCCCCUUCGACGACCCGUAUCCGUUGUUCCAGUGCCACGGAUGUCAGUUGCCAGUUAUGGCGACAUUGAUAAAGAUCCGAAUGCUUGUCGAUCUGGAAUCAGUUGACGCUGUCCGAGAGGCCGCUAGACAACGGCUUCCCCAAGAAAUACUGGAGAUGGUUGCGACAAAUAUCCCCUCGACUGACAUCAUCGCACAGGAGCAAGACCUGUCGUUCAAUGACCACAUUAGGGACGUCAAAGUCUUGCAGAAACAUAUCAUGUGGCUGUUUCGACGAGUGGAUAGCGAAUGCUCCGACUUUUGGCCCUACAUACAAUAUGGCUACCGUCCUCACAUUCGGACGUGCAAAUGCACGUCAGGGUCCCUUUUCCCCGGGGAUCACUGCGUUUGGGACAGCUCCCUAAACCGGGUGGCAGUUCGAGAUGCAUGGCUUGAAAGCCCCGGCGCAAUUGAGUACCUAAAAGAACUUCUCGAUAUCUUUUGGUGA